This is a messenger RNA of Alosa alosa (allis shad), 2763 nucleotides long. RefSeq names its product dipeptidyl-peptidase 4 (gene dpp4). Gene Ontology annotation, molecular function: dipeptidyl-peptidase activity; serine-type endopeptidase activity. Gene Ontology annotation, biological process: proteolysis. The record is from RefSeq and is a predicted model, not a curated record. The transcript has 26 exons. NCBI's taxonomy places the organism in Eukaryota, Metazoa, Chordata, Actinopteri, Clupeiformes, Clupeidae. The coding region runs from base 100 to 2328 and encodes 742 amino acids.
CCCUAGGUUGGAAGUAACUGGCUACUUUUCAUGUCCACAGUGGAAACACAACAUAAGACGUGGAUUUGACCUAACCGACCAACAACCCUAUCCACCGCAAUGAACACUAUCGGCAAGUGGAUCUUGGGAAUUUUUGGGUUGGUUGUCGUUGUCGUCUUGAUAGCUGUCCCCACUACCAUAUUUUUGAACGAGGAGAAGAUAGAAGCCCAGCGGACAUUUACUUUGGAGGACAACUUCAACAGUAGCAUCCGGGCAAGGUCCUACAACUUGCGCUGGAUCUCAGACAUAGAUUAUGUUCACAGAGGAAGUGAUGGCAAAGUCUACCAGCACAGUGCUGCAGCUGUAGGCAGUGGAGGAUUUGUGUUUCUGGAAAAAGACAUAUUUGAUCAAAAAGAAGCCUUUGAUUAUAUAAUUUCUGGGGAUCAUAAGUAUGUUGCCCUCAUGAGUAACUACUCCAAGCUAUGGAGACACUCCUACACAGCAUCCUACCACUUCUAUAACCUUACUUCAAAGAUUUUUGUCAGCCCAAGCCUUCAUGAAAUCCAGUAUCUGGCAUGGGCACCAACCGGCAAUGCACUGGCUUAUGUGUGGAAGAAUAACAUUUAUGUGAAGGCCAGCCCAACCGGUGAAGUCAAGCAGGUCACCAGUAAUGGAGAAGAUAAUCUGAUCCUCAAUGGAAUUCCAGAUUGGGUCUAUGAGGAGGAAAUGUUUUCCACAAACCGCGCCUUGUGGUGGUCCCCAAAUGGCAUGUAUGUGGCCUACGCUGAAUUCAAUGACACUGGCGUUCCCAUCAUAGAAUAUUCCUGGUACGGAAAAGGGCAGUACCCAGAGACUGUCAUGAUUCCCUAUCCCAAGCCAGGAGCUGAAAACCCAACAGUCCGCCUGUUUAUUGUUGAUGUGUCGAACACAUCAACAAAUAUUGAGGUCUUCGUCCCAGGCUCUGUUGGAGCAGAUGAUCACUACCUGAGCACUGUUACCUGGGUGUCAGACAUACGCAUAGCUGUCCAGUGGCAAAAGAGAGACCAGAGCCAUGUGCUUCUGCAAGUCUACAACCUUAAUGGAAACAGCUGGGUUAUGGGCACAAAACAUGAACAAAUUAUGCAAAAUGGUUGGGUUGGUCGGUUUUCACCAUCAGCACCCGUCUUUGCUGCAGAUGGGAACAGUUUUUACCUUAUAGAGAGCGAUGCCAAUCACUACAAGCAUAUCAAUCAUGUCAAGGGAAACAUCAACACAUUCAUCACAAAGGGAAAUUGGGAAGUCAUCAGUAUUUUGAAGGUCACUUCAAACACCAUAUUCUUUGUUGGGAACGAAGGACAUCCUGGGCAAAGAAAUGUUUACAAGAUCACAAUCUCAACCACACAUUCCAGUCCAGAAUGUCUGACAUGCAAUGUGAACCAGGAGAGGUGCAAGUACAACUCAGCCAGCAUCAGCUUAGGCGGCUCCUUCUAUCGCAUGGAUUGCUCUGGUCCUGGACUUCCUCUGUACACCCUCAGAAAUACCACUGGUGCAGAAAUCAAGGUUCUUGAAGACAACCAGCAGCUGGAUGACAUCCUGAAAGAUAUUGCCAUGCCCUCAGUUAUUCACGAUACCCUAAAGAUUGACAAAUAUGACUUAUGGUACCAGAUGACCUUACCUCCUGGUUUUGACAAGUCCAAGAAAUACCCCCUCCUCAUUGAUGUCUAUGCAGGGCCUUGUAGCCAGAAGUCAGACUUUCGCUUCAGGCUAGGCUGGACUACCUACUUGGCCAGCACGGAGAAGGUGAUUGUCGCCAGCUUUGACGGCAGAGGAAGUGGUUACCAAGGAGAUGAAAUAAUGCACCUCAUCUAUAAACGGCUUGGAACCUACGAGGUGGAGGAUCAGAUAACAGCAGCAAGACGAUUCAUAGAUCUUGGAUACAUUGACAAAGAGAGGAUCGCCAUAUGGGGCUGGUCUUAUGGUGGCUAUGUCACCUCCAUGGUUUUAGGUGCAGGAAGUGGCGUUUUCAAGUGUGGCAUAGCAGUUGCCCCUGUGUCCAAAUGGGAAUAUUACGAUUCAAUCUACACAGAGAGAUACAUGCAGCGGCCACAAGACAACCAGGCAUUCUAUGAUAAUUCAACUGUAACUGGCAGAGCAAAGAACUUUGCAUCUGUCCAGUACCUCCUGAUUCACGGAACAGCAGAUGACAAUGUGCAUUUCCAGCAAGCAGCCCAUAUCUCCAAAGCUCUGGUGGAUGAGCAGGUGGAUUUCGAAGCCAUGUGGUACACUGAUGAGGAUCAUGGCCUUGGAGGCACAGCCAAUCACCAUGUCUACACUCAUAUGAGCCAUUUCCUGAAGAGAUGUUUCGCUUGAGACAUGGCAUCUGCCUCCCUUUUGACAUAUGCUCUACCCACAAAUCAGGGAAUUCUAUCAUUUAUAUAGUCUCUCACUCGUAUUAAACUGCCUAAUAGCACUUUAAAUGUAAUUUCCAUAUUUCUUUAUUUGAGAGAUGUACUGUAGGUUGAUAGCUGUGUAUUGGUUGAUUUUUCUAAGAACGCUGUCUUAUGUGGAACAAAACAUUAUGCAGUUGCAAUGUUAUUCAUGUGGCCUGGAUGACCUACAAUAAAAUAACAUUUAAAGGAACCACGCCAUACACUUUUCAACUAAUUUGAACAUUUCCUGAGAUGCUUUUGUAAAGUCUGCAAGUCUUUUUAUUGAAAAAAUGCCUUGACUCAGUUUUCUCAUUAUGUUGUAGCACCUGAGCUUUUAUUUUGAUAUUAAAUUGAGACGGAUAUGUCUCCAAUCACA